This is a messenger RNA of Colletotrichum spaethianum, 822 nucleotides long. RefSeq names its product ATPase family AAA domain-containing protein 3. Lineage: Eukaryota; Fungi; Ascomycota; Sordariomycetes; Glomerellales; Glomerellaceae. Bases 1 to 822 code for a protein of 273 amino acids. The transcript is spliced from 3 exons. The record is from RefSeq and is a predicted model, not a curated record. Gene Ontology annotation, molecular function: ATP binding; ATP hydrolysis activity.
AUGGUCAAGUCCUAUCUCAACCACAGCACUGGGUUCCAGGACCUUGUUGCUGGAAAGGGUGAUGGUUUGGUUGUUCUGCUUCAUGGGCCCCCGGGCGUGGGCAAAACCUUGACUGCAGCGUACAAAGAGUGCGUCGCAGAAUCAUUCAAGAAGCCACUUUAUAUGGUAACUGCCGGCGAUCUCGGAACAGAUCCUGAGACACUCGAGUCGAAGUUGUCAAAGAUCUUCGAUUAUGCUGUGGCAUGGGAUGCCAUACUGCUGCUAGAUGAAGCAGACAUAUUUCUGCAAGACCGAGAUUACGACAACCUGCAAAGGAAUGCAUUGGUAUCAAUCUUUCUCCGAACGCUGGAAUACUUCAACGGCAUCAUGUUCCUCACCAGCAACCGCGUCGGUGCGUUUGACCAAGCAUUCCAGUCCAGGAUUCACAUCACAAUUGGCAUGCCUGAGUUUGAUGAAGCUCUUCGGAAGGAAGUCUGGAAGAUCUUCAUCAAAGAUCUCGGCCGCAACCGUCGUGAUGGCUCGCCGGCCCUGUUGUCACAUGAUGAGUGCCGUGCGUUAGGGAGCGAGGUUGUAACUUCUUGGGCUUCGCAACCUCUCAACGGCCGCCAAAUCCGCAACUGUGUCAGGAGCGCUUUGGCACUGGCAGAAAACAAAGGACUCAAGCCGAACGCAUCCCAUUUCAACAAUGUUAUCAAGCUUGGGAAUGCAUUCACCCAGUACAUGAACAAGUUGCAAAAGGCCGAGGCUGAGGAGAUAGCUCAAAUCAAGGGCGACCGACUCGCAGCAAUGAAGGAUCUAAUGGCUCAAGAUAAUGCCAUGUAG